CCAACACCAGGUGCCACUGCGUUUGGGAUCAACUUCAAUGAAGAACGAGAGAAAUGCUUGGCUAACAAAGUUCUUUUCGAGGACCCUGAGUUCCCUGCCGCAGAACGUAGCAUCUAUUAUAAAACCCCUCCCGAUCGACAUGUGGAGUGGAAAAGGCCGGGGGAGAUCGUAGAGGAUCCCCAACUAAUCGUAGGGGAGAAAUCGCGCUUUGACGUGAAGCAGGUGAGUUUCCCUUUCAAUCCAAUCUUUAAGUAUCAAGAAAAUACUUUGCCAUCAAGGGUGCGCUUGGCGACUGCUGGCUUCUGGCUGCAGUGGCAAACCUUACGCUUAGAGAUGAGCUACAACACGAUCAAGCUCUAUGGAUCGUAUGAAAAUCUAGAAGGAGGAACUACAGCGGAAGCUCUUGAAGACUUUACUGGUGGUCUUACUGAGUUCUACAACUUGCGGAAAACAGAUAAAUCCACAGUUUUGGCUAUGAUGAUUAGAGGAUUUCAAAUGGGUUCACUCUUUGGAUGCAGCAUUGACGUAAUUAACCACUAUUUACUUAAGGCCGAUCCACAUCAAAAGGAAGCUCCUCUGGAAAAUGGCCUCGUUCGUGGACAUGCUUACAGUAUCACGGCUCUACAUACUGUGGAAGGUCCCAAUGGACAAACUCCAAUAAUCAGGAUUAGAAAUCCAUGGGGAAACAGUAAGCUUGGAAUCAGCAACUUAACAUCACGGAACCGUAGUUUUCAAAUUAAGGAAUGGAAUGGCGCAUGGAGUGACGGGUCAUCGGAGUGGAAUUACGUGGACAGUCAAAAGAGAUCAGAACUUGGCGUGAAUUUUGCUAACGACGGGGAAUUUUGGAUGCCUUUCGAUGAUUUCUAUACUAACUUUAUGGAAAUGGAAGUUUGCAACAUGUCAGCUGCUAUAAUGAAUGAGAUCUCGGAAAUGACCGGAGUAGAAGUGUCCGAGCAUCAAGCGCAUCAAUGGGAAGAAAAAGCUGAAGAUGGAGAGUGGAGUGAAGCGAAGGGAACUGCUGGCGGUUGCGCCAACAAUCCCGAUUCCUACGCCCGAAAUCCUCAGUUUGGCACAUAUUUCAUCGUGACAGAGGAUUCUGUGGAACAAGAUGGUAAAUGUACAGUUAUUGUGGCUGUGCUGCAAAAAUACCGUAGAGAGAUGAGAACUAUCGGAAAGGAUAGUCUACCCAUCGGAUUUGCAGUUUAUCAGGUUACGUGCCGUUUUCGAGUGCCUGCUGGAAAAUACAUAAUCGUUCCCUGCACUUUCGACCCUGGUUGUGAUGGAGAGUUUCUGCUACGAAUAUAUGUGAAUGGAAAGCUGCAAGCUAGAUCAACGUCACUCACACUUGGAAAGGCUAGCGAGACAGUUUUACGAUCGCUAUAAAA
Messenger RNA from Strongylus vulgaris, 1385 nucleotides. The record is from the annotation of a GenBank genome assembly. NCBI's taxonomy places the organism in Eukaryota, Metazoa, Nematoda, Chromadorea, Rhabditida, Strongylidae.